CCUUUCAGGCACAGGGAUGGGAGUCCUUCCAUGGAAAAGCCUUUCAUGGCACCUUUUCUUCAUUAUCCUCUUGUCAGAGGGACAUUUUCGAUGGGUUGAGGCGCAGCACUGUGUGUGGUAUGGUGAGUGCGGGGAGUCCAUAAAGGUGCCCGGAAAAAAGUACAACUGCAACUACACUGGUCCUGCCGUCCCUCUGAACGCUACGGGUUAUGACCUUCUCACGGAGCUUUGCCCCGGCUAUGACUACGGAGACCGACGCCUCUGCUGUGACGUUAACCAGUUGAACACCCUCAAAGGGAGCCUCCAGCUGCCUCUUCAAUUUCUGUCUCGGUGUCCUGCCUGUUUCUUCAACCUGAUGAACCUCUUCUGUGAGCUGUCGUGCAGCCCUCACCAGAGUCAGUUCAUGAAUGCCACCCAGUUCAAUGGGACCAAUGUCGUGGCAGUGCAGUACUAUAUUGGGAAGACAUUUUCCAACGCCAUGUAUAAUGCCUGUCAGGACGUCCAGGCACCAUCCAGCAACGUGAAGGCCUUAUCACUGCUGUGUGGAAGGGAUGCAAAGGACUGCAAUGCCACCAACUGGAUCCAGUACAUGUUCAAUAUUGAAAAUGGACAGACUCCUUUUCCUAUCAUCCCCACAUUCUCGGACGUCCCGGUGUCCGGUUACACUCCCAUGAACAACGAGACGUCCGCCUGCACAGAAGGCCUGGAUGACGGCUCGGGUCCCUGCUCCUGUCAGGACUGCUCAAAUGCCUGUGGCCCCAAACCUGUGCCUCCCCCUGUUCCCCCUCCCUGGACAAUCUUUGGUAUCGAUGCCAUGACCUUCAUCAUGUGGAUCUCCUACGCAGCUUUCCUGAUCAUCUUUAUUAGCGCUGUACUGGGAGCUUGGUGUUACAGAAGGAACACCAUCAUGUCCGAGUAUGGCCCCAUAUUGGACAGCAACAACCCACCGUCUCUCAACAGCAAUAAUCCUGACCACGUAAACGCGUCGUGCUGCGAGACACUGGGGGAGCGCUUCGAGAACGCUCUGCGGCUCCUCUUCAGUUCCUGGGGUUCCUUCUGUGUGCGCCAUCCCUCUCUGGUCAUACUGGGCAGCCUGGUAGUGGUGGUCGCCUCCUCCGGGGGCCUGGUCUACAUGCGCAUCACCACCGACCCCGUCGAGCUGUGGUCGUCCCCCGCGAGCCAGGCCCGGCAAGAGAAGGACUACUUUGACAGCCACUUCGGACCCUUUUUUAGAACCGCGCAGCUCAUAAUAACCACUCCGCUCAAUGAGCAGUAUAUCUACUCCCCCUACUUUGGAGGAUCAGAUGUCCCAUUUGAAUCCAUCCUGGCCAAAGACAUCCUGCACCAGUUGCUGGACCUUCAGCUUUCCAUCGAAGGCAUUAUAGCGACGUAUGAGAACCAAAGUGUCACCUUGAAUGACAUCUGCUUGGCUCCACUGUCUCCGUUCAAUACCAACUGUACCAUCUUGAGUGUCCUCAACUACUUCCAGAACAGCCACGCUGUGCUCGACCACACUCUCGAAGACGACUUCUAUGUCUACGCUGACUUUCACAGCCACUUCCUCUACUGUGUCAGUGCGCCAGCAUCCCUCAACGACACCACUAUGCUCCACGACCCCUGUCUCGGCACCUAUGGGGGCCCCAUCUUCCCUUGGCUGGCCCUCGGGGGUUACGAUGAAACCAACUACAACAACGCCACCGCUCUAGUGAUCACCUUCCCCAUCAUCAACUACCUGAACGACUCCAUCCGGCUGGGCAAGGCUCUGGCAUGGGAGAGCGAAUUCAUCAAGUUCAUGAAGAACUUCAACAAUCCGAACCUGACCAUCGCUUUUAGUUCUGAGAGGAGUAUUGAAGACGAAAUAAACCGAGAGAGCAACAGUGACAUCAGCACCAUAGUGAUCAGCUACGCCAUCAUGUUCGUCUACAUCUCGCUGGCCUUGGGUCACAUCAACAGCUUCAGGAGGGUGAUGGUGGACUCUAAGAUCUCUCUGGGCAUCGCGGGCAUCCUGAUUGUGCUCAGCUCGGUGUCCUCCUCACUGGGGAUCUUCAGCUAUGCUGGCAUUCCCCUCACCCUCAUUGUGAUUGAGGUCAUUCCUUUCCUGGUGCUGGCUGUUGGGGUGGACAACAUCUUUAUCAUUGUCCAGACGUAUCAGAGGGAUGAGCGGAAGCCCCAGGAGGAGCUCCACCAGCAGAUUGGGCGUAUCCUCGGAGACGUAGCCCCGAGCAUGUUUCUCUCCUCCUUCUCGGAGACGGUCGCCUUUUUCCUGGGAGCCCUGUCCAACAUGCCCGCCGUGAGGACUUUCUCUCUGUUUGCCGGCUUGGCCAUUUUCAUUGAUUUCCUGUUGCAGAUCAGUUGCUUUGUCAGCUUGCUCGGCUUGGACGCCCAGAGACAGGAGGCGAAUCGACUCGACAUCUUUUGCUGUGCGAAGCUGCCGGAAGGCCAGGAAGAAAAGAAGGACAGCUUCCUCUUCCGCUUCUUCAGGAAAAUCUUCGCCCCGUUCAUCCUCAAAGAGUGGGUGCGACCAAUCAUCGUGGCAGUUUUUGUGGGAAUACUCUCCUUCAGUAUUUCCGUGGUGGAUAAAGUGGAUAUUGGACUGGACCAGAAACUCUCCAUGCCGGAUGACUCGUACGUGCUGCAGUACUUUAAGAACCUGAGCGUGUAUCUCCACACCGGCGCUCCGGUGUACUUCGUGGUGGAGGACGGUCAUAACUACACCAGUCCAGAGGGCCAGAGCGCUGUGUGCGGGGGGGUCGGCUGCAACAACGACUCUCUGGUCCAGCAGGUCUACAGCGCCUCGCUCAUCAGCAACUACACGACCAUCGCCUUCACGCCGUCCUCUUGGCUCGACGACUACUUCGACUGGGUGAAGCCGCAGUCCACCUGCUGCCGAUACUACAACACCAGUGGGGCUUUCUGCAAUGCCUCUGUGGUAAACGCCUCCUGUGUGCACUGUCGGCCCAUGACUCCCAGUGGAAAGCAGAGGCCAGAAGGAGACGACUUCAUGCGGUUUCUACCCAUGUUCCUGUCGGACAAUCCAAACAUCAAGUGUGGAAAAGGCGGCCAUGCAGCCUACGACUCGGCAGUCGACCUGUAUCCCAAAGGCGCCGGGGUCGGAGCCACGUACUUCAUGACGUACCACACCAUCCUGAAAGAAUCUCCCGAUUACAUCGAGGCUUUAAAAAUGGCUCGAAUCCUGGCCGCUAACAUCACUCAGUCCAUGGGCCACAACGUGUUUGCCUACAGCAUCUUCUAUGUGUUCUACGAGCAGUACCUCACCAUCGCACAUGACACGGCUAUCAACCUGAGCCUGUCGCUGGCGUCCAUCUUUCUGGUGUCGACGGUGCUGUUGGGCUUCGAGCUGUGGGCCGCCGUGCUGGUCACCCUCACCAUCGCCAUGAUCCUGGUCAACAUGUUUGGCGUCAUGUGGCUGUGGAGCAUCAGCCUCAACGCAAUAUCCCUCGUGAACCUGGUCAUGUGCUGUGGCAUCUCGGUGGAGUUCUGCAGUCACAUCGUGCGAGCGUUCUCCAUCAGCGUGAAGCCGAGCCGAGCCGAGCGGGCUGAGGAGUCGCUGGCUCACAUGGGCAGCUCGGUGUUCAGUGGGAUCACGUUAACAAAGUUUGGAGGGAUCCUGAUCCUGGCUCUUUCCAAGUCGCAGAUCUUCCAGGUCUUCUACUUUCGGAUGUUCUUGGCCAUCGUGCUGCUGGGGGCGACGCACGGCCUCAUCUUCCUCCCCGUGUUGCUCAGUUAUAUCGGUCCCUCGGUGAACAAAGCAAAAGUGUUUGCUGCGAACAAGCGUAACGCCGGAACAGAAAGGGAACGCCUCCUCAACUACUAGCAGGCGGAGACGAAGAACAAUGAGCUAUUUGUCUGAGAGGGACUGUGUGGGCGUGAGCGCACGCCGUUUCUGUGAUCACUGACACACUCAUCGUCAUCGUCGUCGUUGCCACUACUAUGCACAGAUUUAACUCAGGGAUAUACUUUGGAUUAGGAGUGCCGGGACGAGUCCAACGGCACACGUAUUGACUUUCUCGGAAGACUUUGGACCCCCCACCAUUCCGCCUCCUCACACUACAGUCAACUGAGCAUUUUUAGUACGAGCAGGGAUUUCCUCUGCGAUCGUGAAAGUAGGAGAGACGCCGACAUCAGAGAAACUGUCGGUUCCAUAUGCUAUGAGCUGGUUUUGAUUGGGGAAAACUCAAAAGGGUCAAACUAGUUUAGUUUUUUUAGAUUUUUUUAUACAUAUAUAUAUAUAUAUCUACACACCAAAAACUGUGGAACAGGAAAUUGUUGACUGACUUUUGUAGAACUAUUUGAUAUUAUGAAUCAUUUGUUGACUGAAACACGGCACCAAGUAUCACAGGCCCUCAUAGUACCUGGCAUCAACAUCAUAUCCGGGGUUUACGUACUUUUAUUAUGACGCAGGACAGCUAGUUGUAGCGUUUUCAUCUCGCAAUAAUGUGCUUUGGACAGCAACGUUUACACAGCACACCGGAGAGGAAAUGAAGUUCUGAGUUUCAGAUUUUUGGGUUUUAGGAACGUUCACAUCCACCUCGUUCUAGCUCCUUUUGACCUUUUUAUUGGGAAUGUCUAUAACAAAAGGUUUACACUUCUACAUGGAUGUGGACAUAAAAAACACCCUAAAAACUGAAACCUCAAAGUCUCUCCAGAGUCCUGGAGUACAGAGCCAAGUACGUGUGCACACGGCACCCGUAGGUGCUGCGUGUUGCUCGCCAAACGGCAUCCUGCCGUGUCUUAUAUUUCCACAUUGGAAGCUAUUUACAUGAUCCGGUGCGACUUUUCAUUUUAGAGCUAGUUAAUGUAUCUUAAGUGUCCUUUUCGAAGCGUAAAGCGAGAUUGUUGGUCCCUCUCGGAUGAUUUUACAAAACCCCGUGUGAUGCAUGUGGAUGCCAGGUCAAAGGGUGUUAUGAGGCGAUAUCAUGACUUCACAUUUAGGUUUAUAUAUGAGACGUUUUGCAGUUACUGAACCGAAUAUUUGUUGCAUUAAGAGAAGGAGCUUUAGAUUUACUGUAAAUAUCUCGCACAAGAUUAAUUUUGAUGUUUUUUUGUCACCUAGCGUGUGUUGACUGCUUAACGAUACAGGCCUGUAUUUUUCAUUCCAUCGUUUUUAAGUUAUUUUAACUAAUCAAUUUGUUACCUUGCAUAGCUUUCUAAAAAAAAAAUGUUUAACAAAAAUUGGGAUCGCCGGCUACUUUAAUUUGAAUACGGUUGUGACAUCAGAGGAAGAGGAUGUUCAACAUUUUACCCAAGUUGUUAAAAUCGUCCGGGAUCUUAAAGGAACAGUACACUUUUUUAAAAUCUGGUUUUCUUUUUUGGGGGGAGGGGGGGGAUGUAAGAAAUAAGUGUGUUGAUGCUCAUUUUAAACCUGGAUGUGAAAGUCUGAGCAAACGACUAAAUAAUGUGUAUCAUGCUUAACAAAGAACUGUACAUUAAUAUGGACAAAUCAUCUCUGACAUUGUGGAAAAAGAGACUAAACAAAGCAUUUGAAUACUUUUGUUUUUAAAAAUGUUAACAGGUAUUAAAGAACACUUUGAAGUAUG
Messenger RNA from Pseudoliparis swirei, 5558 nucleotides. It is a transcript of the gene npc1, whose product is annotated as Niemann-Pick disease, type C1. Bases 17 to 3835 code for a protein of 1272 amino acids. The transcript is spliced from 25 exons. The record is from RefSeq and is a predicted model, not a curated record. Gene Ontology annotation, molecular function: lipid carrier activity. Gene Ontology annotation, cellular component: membrane. Lineage: Eukaryota; Metazoa; Chordata; Actinopteri; Perciformes; Liparidae.